Messenger RNA from Rattus rattus (black rat), 567 nucleotides. Its product is annotated as exocrine gland-secreted peptide 1-like. Lineage: Eukaryota; Metazoa; Chordata; Mammalia; Rodentia; Muridae. Gene Ontology annotation, molecular function: pheromone activity. Bases 1 to 567 code for a protein of 188 amino acids. The record is from RefSeq and is a predicted model, not a curated record. The transcript has 2 exons.
AUGGCUCCUUUACAAGUGAUGUUGUUUCUCAUAACUCUGCUGUUCCCAUUGAUGAGCACUGAAGGAAGGGUACUGCCACAAACUCAGACAGAAUCCACCAUAUCUUCAACUAAUAAUACAAAUCACAAGGCUGCCUUGGACAAGACUGACUGUCAAGGUGAAGGAAAUAUACAGGGCUGCGAAAAGGUAUUCUGUGCUUCCAAUCAAGAGCAAAUAUUAUGUGGAGAUGUGGCCAAUGCUAAUCAACACAAGUUAAACCUGUCUCAGAACAUGAUGUCCCAGAGGACCUGUUGUACUCAAAACCAUCAAGUGGACCAUGUAUACUUCAAUUACUCAACCAAUAGGCUUCAAGGGACCAGAGUUAGGGACCACGAAAUCAAUUCGACACACAACGUUAUUUCCUAUCUCGAUAAAUACUUGGAGUCAGUGAAAGAGGUGUUGCUUUUCCGUUAUACUUCACUAAAGUCUCCUGGCAUUCUAUAUGCUGUGUCUCCUAGAAGUCUCUCUUUUUUAAGUCCUAUUGCUUCUUUUGUUAGCCACAGAAACAAAGCAGACUACAGACUAUAA